AAGGCAAUCAGCGAAAAUUACCUAAAACCCUUUCCCUUCCCCUUUUCCUUCCCCUCCCUUCCCGCUGUUUUCUCUCCGUCCGUGCCCACAAUUUCUCUUGUUUUCUCGCACUUUCUCGCCGGAAUCCAUCAAUUUUGUACAAGCGCACACACAAAAUUAUAUUUACAUGUAUAGAAUCAACAUGAAGGAGAAACCCUAGUUUCCGAAACCCUAAUUGGGCUCGGAUUGGGGAAUUGCGAUACCGUAGAACCAGCAUUAGGUUUUCGAGGAAUUGGCGUCGGCCUGUAUAUAUAAGCACAAACACACACAUUUGGAAUUGCGAGAGAAGAGGGGAGGGAUGGAGGGAACACCGCAUCCGGUAUCGAGGACGCCCGAGGAAGUGUUCAACGAUUUCAAAGGCAGAAGAGCUGGUUUGGUCAAGGCCCUCACUACUGAUGUUGACAAGUUCUAUCAGAUGUGCGAUCCUGACAAGGAGAAUUUGUGUUUGUAUGGGCUUCCAAAUGAGACAUGGGAGGUCAAUCUUCCUGUUGAGGAGGUGCCUCCUGAGCUUCCCGAACCAGCAUUGGGUAUAAACUUUGCUAGGGAUGGGAUGCAAGAGAAGGACUGGUUAUCACUUGUUGCAGUACACAGUGACUCAUGGUUGCUUGCUGUAGCCUUCUAUUUUGGUGCACGUUUUGGGUUUGGUAAGGCUGAAAGGAAGAGGCUUUUUCAGAUGAUAAAUGAUCUCCCUACUGUAUUUGAAGUUGUGACAGGAAAUGUUAAGCAGCCAAAGGACAAUUCUGGUGCUCAAAACAAUAGCAGCAAAAGCAAAUCAAGUGGAAAAACAUCUCGGCAAUCUGAGUCUCAGCCGAAAGGAGUAAAGAUGUCGCCUCCUCCUAAAGAAGAGAAUGAAAGUGGAGGAGAGGAGGAAGAAGAAGAGGAUGAACAGGGAGCUACACUCUGCGGUGCCUGUGGGGACAACUAUGCAAAUGAUGAGUUCUGGAUUUGCUGCGAUAUCUGCGAGAGGUGGUUCCAUGGCAAGUGCGUGAAGAUUACGCCUGCAAAAGCUGAGCACAUCAAGCAGUACAAGUGCCCCAGUUGCAGUAACAAGAGGGCUAGAGUUUAAAGCUCUAGGUCCCGAAGCGAAGCUGGAAACAAUAUCAAUCAAAUAGAAGGACAGAGUUUAGAAUGAACUUGUCGCUGUCCUAAAUUCAAACAAGGCCAAGACUGCAAUGUCUUUGUUAGAAGCUAGUGGACUAGUAUGCCUGUUGAUGGGAUUUACUUUUUCGUACCCUUUUACUGGUUUAACCUAGUUCUUUUUGCUUAAAAACUGUUGUUGGCAAGAGAAAAGAGCAUUUCUUUCAGUCUAGUCGAACAUGCAUAAUCUUUUUCA
Diospyros lotus (date-plum) is the source of this 1372-nucleotide messenger RNA. RefSeq names its product PHD finger protein Alfin1-like. Gene Ontology annotation, molecular function: transcription cis-regulatory region binding; histone binding; transcription coregulator activity. Gene Ontology annotation, cellular component: nucleus. The transcript is spliced from 5 exons. Lineage: Eukaryota; Viridiplantae; Streptophyta; Magnoliopsida; Ericales; Ebenaceae. Bases 338 to 1105 code for a protein of 255 amino acids. The record is from RefSeq and is a predicted model, not a curated record. Gene Ontology annotation, biological process: regulation of DNA-templated transcription.